Opisthorchis viverrini is the source of this 387-nucleotide messenger RNA. RefSeq lists its product as hypothetical. The coding region runs from base 1 to 387 and encodes 128 amino acids. Gene Ontology annotation, molecular function: G protein-coupled glutamate receptor binding. Lineage: Eukaryota; Metazoa; Platyhelminthes; Trematoda; Opisthorchiida; Opisthorchiidae. The record is from RefSeq and is a predicted model, not a curated record. Gene Ontology annotation, cellular component: cytoplasm; plasma membrane; dendrite. Gene Ontology annotation, biological process: regulation of store-operated calcium entry; G protein-coupled glutamate receptor signaling pathway. The transcript has 3 exons.
AUGGGGGGCGAACCUGUUAUGAUAGUUGAUGACACCAAUAAAACGAAUAGUCGGGUGACCUAUGUGGGCAUUAGAAAAGAUUCCAAGGCCAAAUACCGGUUAGAUCAAUAUGGUGCCCCAGAAAACGUUAAAAUACGGCCCUCAGAUGAUCUGCGUACUCAUCCGGGCGAGCUUCCUGUGUUCACUUGCCAAGCACAUGUGUUCACAAUCAACCCCAAAACCAAGAAAUCAUGGAUCCCUUCCAGUACCAAAGCAGUAGAUGUCAAUUUCUUCUACGACUCCAACAAAAAUUGUUAUCGUAUCAUCAGUGUGGAGGAUGGUCCCGGCGGAAAGAAACUGGCUUGUGGCGAAGUAUUAGUUUGGGGUAUAAAAAUACUUAAAAAGUAA